CUGUGCGACGAUCACUACGUGCAGCCGGACCCUCCGAGCACCGAGCAGGACUCCCGGUGCUCGGAGGGUACUAAUCCGGUGUGCAGCGCUGAGAGCAGCACGUCUUUAAAGCAGCUCGGAGACUCUCAGAGAGGAGCUGCAGGAUGUCGGUGACCGGAGGGAGAAUCCAGCAGGCCGGAGGAGCCUCUUCAGCAUCACACACAGAGAGAAAACAUGCCAGCAUGAACUCCCAGCCGAGGAAUGGCCAUGAGCAGCACGCUAACGGGUGUAACCACCAGGGCCCAAACCAGGAGCACAGAUCGCAGCGUGUCGAUGGAUCAAGGACGAAGGCGCUGCCCACUCCAAUCCCAGACCCCCCGAUUCUUUACACUAAGUUGUUCAUCAAUAACGACUGGCAUGAGUCAUGCAGCGGCAGGAAGAUUCCUGUGUAUAAUCCCACCACAGGGGAGCUGCUGUGUGAAGUGGAGGCGGCUGACUCAGAAGAUGUGGACGAGGCAGUGCGAAGCGCCAGGGCUGCCUUCCAGACGGGGUCACCAUGGCGAUCCAUGGACGCCUCAGAUCGAGGUCGUCUGCUAAACAGACUUGCUGACUUAGUGGAGAGAGAUCAGCUCCUACUGGCAACUCUAGAGGCCCUGGACUGUGGCAAAGUGUUUCUCAUGGCUUACUUUGUAGAUCUGAUGGCCACAAUCAAGACCUUGAGAUACUACGGUGGCUGGGCAGAUAAAAUUCAUGGCAAAACCAUCCCUGUUGAUGGAGAGUAUUUCACUUACACGCGUCAUGAGCCCAUUGGAGUAUGUGGCCAGAUUAUUCCUUGGAACUUCCCGGUGAUGAUGUUUGUGUGGAAGAUUGCCCCUGCUCUGUGCUGUGGGAACACUGUAGUCAUCAAACCUGCAGAACAGACCCCAUUAUCAGCUCUGUACAUGGCUGCGCUCAUCAAAGAGGCUGGGUUUCCUCCUGGUGUGGUGAACGUGGUGCCUGGUUAUGGUGAGACAGCAGGCUGUGCCAUUUCCCACCACAUGGACAUAGACAAAGUAGCCUUUACCGGAUCUACUGAUGUUGGGAAACUCAUCCAGAAGGCUGCAGGUGAAAGUAACUUGAAAAGAGUUACACUAGAACUGGGUGGAAAAAACCCAAAUAUAGUCUUUGCAGACUGUGAUUUAGAGUAUGCAGUGGAGCAGGCCCACAGUGGUCUCUUCUUUAACCAGGGCCAGUGCUGUCUGGCUGGAUCCAGGGUAUUUGUAGAGGAGCCAGUCUAUGAGGAGUUUGUCCGCCGCAGUGUAGAGAGAGCCAAAUCCAAAGUCCUGGGAAACCCACUCCUGCCAGGGGUGGACCAGGGACCACAGAUUGACCAGAAGCAGUUUGAUAAGAUAAUGAAGCUGAUAGAGAGCGGGAAGAGAGAGGGAGCCACGCUGGAAUGUGGUGGGUCCAUGUGGGGUCAGCAGGGACUUUUCAUUCAACCUACCGUCUUCUCAAAUGUCACAGAUGAUAUGCUCAUCGCCAAAGAAGAGAUUUUUGGUCCAGUGCAGCAGAUCAUGUGUUUCCACAGCAUCAGUGAAGUCAUCCAGAGAGCCAACGCCACACACUAUGGCCUGGCAGCAGGAGUGUUUACUAAUGACAUUAACAAAGCCCUCACAGUGUCGUCUGCUCUACAGGCUGGGGUGGUCUGGGUGAACUGCUACAAUGCCAUGAGUGCUCAGUGUCCGUUUGGUGGCUUCAAGAUGUCUGGGAAUGGACGGGAACUGGGGAAAUACGCUCUUCAGGAGUACACAGAGGUCAAAGCAGUCACCAUUAAAAUCUCACAGAAGAACUCAUAAAAAUGUUGGACUGACUCUUUACUGCCAGUUCAGAUCCACCCCGUAAAUUCAGAUCCUCCACAGGCAUUUUGAAGUAAUCAUAUGGUACCUGAAUGUUUAGGAGGCAUUGUUAUUUUUGUGGUGUUUCAUGAGCAUUUAUCCCUGUUUUCUACAUCUUCUCAAAGUUACAAUGUUACUGACUUUCAUUUAUCAGUAAUCUGACAUUUUCUAGAGUGGUGUCUCUUAUUUGUGUCAUAGUUUAGGAAGCCUGUUUUUGGUCAGACAUCACAACUUAAAAAGCACUUUGUCAGAAAUCUAUUGUUUUAUUGGGCAUCAUACAAAAAAUAGAAAGACAAUUUACAAAUUAUUUACAGGGAUUUCCAAAUGAAAUCAAUAAAAGUGUCCCGUAUCAAUAUCCAGUAAACCUUACACUCAUAUCAAUGUAGUAAACAGGAUCAAGCCCACUUCUUGCUAUAUAUAAGGAAAAUAAGUUACUGUGCGAUAGUUUUGUUUUUCUUGUUGUUGUACUAGUAAUACAGAUAAAAAUAGUUUUGUAAUUUCUGUGUGUUUAAAGAAAGCCCCACUGCGAUAAUUACAGACUUUUUCCAGUAAUACAUUUUUUAGCAUGUUUACUGUACUAAUCUGAAGCUUUUCAAAUAUGUAAUAAAUUUACUAUGAAUUAA
This is a messenger RNA of Amphiprion ocellaris (clown anemonefish), 2476 nucleotides long. RefSeq names its product aldehyde dehydrogenase 1A1-like. The coding region runs from base 144 to 1814 and encodes 556 amino acids. The transcript has 14 exons. NCBI's taxonomy places the organism in Eukaryota, Metazoa, Chordata, Actinopteri, Pomacentridae. Gene Ontology annotation, molecular function: benzaldehyde dehydrogenase (NAD+) activity. The record is from RefSeq and is a predicted model, not a curated record.